AGGAAAGGGACAGAGGAUGGAGAAGUGCAACCGGGGGAUGGAGUCCGUGGAAAUGAACAGCUCGUGGUUCUGGGCCUUAUGAGCCCCAGAAUGUUGACCAUUGCUGUUCUUGCCCUUCUUUGUGCAUCGGCCUCUGCCAAUGCCAUUCAGGCUAGGUCCUCCUCCUACAAUGGAGAGUAUGGAGGCGGUGGCGGACAACGAUUCUCUCAUUCUGGCAACCAGCUGGACGGCCCCAUCACUGCCAUCCGUGUCCGAGUCAACAGAUACUACAUCGUAGGUCUCCAGGUACGCUAUGGCAAGGUGUGGAGCGACUAUGUGGGUGGCACCCAGGGAGACCUGGAGGAGAUCUUUCUGCACCCUGGGGAAUCAGUGAUCCAGGUGUCUGGCAAGUACAAGUACUACUUGAGGAAGCUGGUCUUCGUGACUGACAAGGGCCGCUACCUGCCUUUUGGAAAAGACACAGGCACAAGUUUCAAUGCUGUCCCCUUGCACCCCAACACUGUGCUCCGAUUCAUCAGUGGCCGCUCUGGCUCCCUCAUUAAUGCCAUCGGCCUGCACUGGGACGUCUAUCCCAGUGACUGCAGCAGCUGCUGAGACCCAGCAAGAACAAUGCAGUGUGGGGGGUGAGAACCCCCUUGCCACUAACCCCACCCACAUGGCUCCAUUUGAAAAAUAAAAG
Messenger RNA from Eptesicus fuscus (big brown bat), 679 nucleotides. RefSeq names its product zymogen granule protein 16 (gene ZG16). The transcript is spliced from 4 exons. NCBI's taxonomy places the organism in Eukaryota, Metazoa, Chordata, Mammalia, Chiroptera, Vespertilionidae. The coding region runs from base 79 to 594 and encodes 171 amino acids. The record is from RefSeq and is a predicted model, not a curated record.